UUUACAUUUGAAACGUAUCUGAGCAACGAACAAAAUGUUCUCCAAAAUUGUAGCCCUUUGCGCCUUCGCGGCUGUAGCCCAGGCCGGUCUCCUGGUUGAGCCGCACUAUUCCUCGGCCGCCGCCGUCUCCUCUCAGAGCAUCGUACGCCACGACCAGCCCCAGCUGGCCCACAAGCUGGUGGCUGCCCCCGUCGCCUACCACGCCGCUCCUGCUCACGUCGCCUACCAAGCUGCUCCUGCUCACGUCGAAUACCACUCCGCCCCCGCCCCCGUGACCUACCACCACGCUGCCCCCGCUCCCAUCGCCUACCACGCUGCUCCCGCUGCCGUCCACUACACCGCUCCCGUCGCCCACGAGGAAAUCUCUCAGCCAGCCAAGUACGAGUACUCCUACUCUGUUGCUGAUGGUCACUCCGGCGACAACAAAUCCCAGCACGAGACCCGUGAUGGUGAUGUCGUGAAGGGCUCUUACUCCCUCAAGGAGGCUGAUGGUUCCAUCCGCACCGUGGAGUACACUGCUGACCCUCACAACGGUUUCAACGCGGUGGUGCACAACACCGCCCCCUCCCACGCUCCCGUGGUCGUCAAGGCCGCUCCCGUCGUCUACUCUGCCCCUACUUACUACCAUCAUUAAUUCAAGAAAUGUGUAGAUUAAAAUAUUUAAUAUAACAAAUAUUUAUUACACUUUAUAUUUAGCAAUUACAACGUUUUAUUAAGCUCCUUAUUUCAUUAGAAGGAUUCUGUUUUCUAAUAACUACUACUAUAUAUAUAUAUUACUUACUAUUAACAUAUAUGUUAUAUUACUUACUAUUGACAUUACACCUAAACCAAAAAAUGUGGCCGCCAUUUACCGUUUAGGUAAUAAAGCACAAAAUAAGCAAAAUAUAACUAUGUGACAAAGACCAACAGUUCGGGAAUCAGUAUGACUACAACAUACAACAUACUAGAUUACACAGAAAAGGAUCGGUUUAGAAAACCAAAUUGGUUUAUUGGCCACUGGACGGUUUAUUUUUCUGACAGCAAUAAUAAAAGUUGUCAAAUUCCAACGAGGUACUUGUUCUCUUAGUUACAACAUUUAAUCGGAUUACUAAUAUGUUCCAGAAAAUUUAUUGUCAUAUUGUACUUUCGCAUAACAAACCUUGGCAAUUUGUUGGCAUACUGUUAUUUCGCUCAAUUUUCUUAAGCAGAAUAAUGUAAUAGCAUAAUGUUAAUUUGAAUAAUAAUCCUAUAAUCGAAUAAUGGUUUAGCCGAAAAUUGUGUCGCAUACGACUUACUUGGCAAACUGUUAUUUCGAAAAAAAAUCUUAGACACCCUGUUAUAUCGCACAUUUUUUUAAGGAGAAUAGUACUUAGGCAUAAUGUUGAUGAGAAUAAUAAUUUUAUGGGUAAUAGUUUCUUUCCGAAAUUGGUAUCGCAUACAGUUAUAAAACCGAAAGAUAUUUGACUAAUUCCUGAUUGUACGAGUAUUUUGAUUUAUGUUAUAGUACUUACAGUUCUGGCAGCAGUUCUUAUUUUGUAGGAAUCGCAGUUCUAACCUAACCUAAGUUACAGUUCUGACAGCAGUUCAUUUUGUAUAGGGGUCGCAGUUCUAACCUAACCUACAGUUCGAGCAGCUAUUCCUUUUGUGUAGGGGUCGCUGUUCUAACUUAACUUAACCUACAGUUCUAGCAGCAGUUCCUUUUGUGUAGGGUCGCAGUUCUAACCUAACCUAUAGUUCUUACAGCAAUUCCUUUUGUAUAGGGGUCGCAGUUCUAACUUAACCUACACUUCUGACAACAGUUCCUUUUGUGUACGGGUCGCAUUUCUAAACUAACUUUACCUAUAGUUCUGGCAGCAGUUCUUAUUUUGUAGGAGUCGCUAUUCUAACGUAACCUAACUAUAUUGGUAACAGUUCGUUACAUUACAUUAUGCUAUGAUACAAUUAUGCCAUAAUAAAUUCGGCCGAACUUAUAUUCUAUUGUGCAAAAUUACAUGAGUAUUAUGCGGUAACAAUUUCGGCAGAUUUUUUAUUCUGCUGCAUAAAAUUCUGCGAAAUUAAAGUCGGCGAUAAUAACAGUAUGCCAUUACAAAUUCGGUGGAAUGUAAUUUAUGCUACAUGAAAUUCUGCGAAUGUAAAAUCUACGAUCUUAUUAUUAUUCUGCUAUUCCAUAUUCUGCCAAAUGAAUGUUAUGCGACAUGACAGUUAUGCUAAUUAUACAAUUAUGCAAAAGUAUCAUUCGGUUAAAAAUGUUUCUGCGAAAACUGCUAUGCGAAGUGUUUUUCGGACAAUCGAUAUUAUGCAAGAUAAAGGGAAGC
This is a messenger RNA of Cydia pomonella (codling moth), 2294 nucleotides long. Its product is annotated as cuticle protein 7-like. Lineage: Eukaryota; Metazoa; Arthropoda; Insecta; Lepidoptera; Tortricidae. Gene Ontology annotation, cellular component: extracellular matrix. The record is from RefSeq and is a predicted model, not a curated record. The transcript has 3 exons. The coding region runs from base 35 to 634 and encodes 199 amino acids.